AUCAGGCGAUGGGCCACGGAGACAAUUCUCGGGCAGCCCUUCUGGCGAUUCAACCGCGGCGGUGGCGACGACUCCGCGUCCACCUUCGCGGGGCGAUGGCCUGGCGGCAGCGUCGGCGUGAGUUCCGGCAUAUCAGGCGUCAACACGGACGGCAGCACCUCGUUCUGGCUCGGCGCGCGCGGGGGCGACUCGGUGCGCGGCGGCUCGGUGCGGGGCCGCGCGAUGCUGCAGCGGUCGACGACGUCCGGGAUAUGCAUGCCGCGGAAUAUGGAGCUCGCGAGGCUGCGAGUGAUCGACCCGGAAGACGCCUAUCUGUUACUAUGGGAGCAGGUGACUCUAAUCCUGGGAUUUUACUCCGCUUUAGUCACACCCUUCGAGUUCGCCUUCCUGGCGGACAGCAUGCCCGUGUGGCUGACGUGGCUUGACGUGGCAGUCAACUUCUGCUUCCUGGCCGACCUCCUAGUCACAUUCUUUGUCGCUUUCAAGGACAAGCACACCUACACGCUCGUUACAAGCCAUUGGAAGAUCGCAGAGAGGUACCUCCUCUCCUACUUUCUCACGGACCUGCUUGCGAUCUUCCCCUGGAACACCUUCUACCAGCUAGCCGGCGCCAGUGGAGCAGCCAACCUGCUGCAGUGGCUGCUGUGGACUCGAGUGCUCAGGAUGCGACACCUCUUCAGAUACUUCCACAGGCUACAGAGGGACAUCCGGCUCAGUUAUUUCGCCGUCCGGUUCUUGAAGCUGAUCAUAGUGGAGAUGUACAUAACGCACGUCGCUGGCUGCUUCUUCUACUUCCUCGCCACCACCAUGCCACCGGAGGAGCAGGGCUACACAUGGAUCGGCUCACUCACCCUCGGCGACUUCUCAUACGAGAACUUCCGGGAGGUGGACCUGUUCACGAGAUACGUGACGGCGCUGUAUUGGUCCGUGGUGACCAUGGCAACAAUCGGUUACGGUGAUAUUCAUCCGGUCAAUCCGAGGGAGAUGAUCUUCGCCAUGUUCUACAUCACAGUGGAUCUGAUCCUCUCAGCUUAUCUCAUCGGAAACAUCACUGCACUGGUGGUGAAGGGCAGCAACACCACCAAGUACCGGGAGCGCAUGGCUCAGGUCAUCAAGUACAUGAACCGAAACCGCAUUCCCCGAGUGCUGCGCCACCAGAUGCGCCAGCACGUGCGCCUGCAGUUUGAGACAGAUCAGGUGGAGGACAACAUACUCAACGACUUCCCUGUGAGCAUCCGUCACAAGGUGGCGCGGGCGCUGUACCGGCGCCUCGUGGAGCAGAGCUACAUCUUCCAGGGGUGCUCGCCCGAGUUCAUCAACCAGAUCGUGACCAAGGUAACACCCGAGCACUAUUUCCCUUCAGAAGUCGUCAUUCAGCACAGAGACUCCCCCGAGCGCCUCUACAUCAUCUGCUCAGGCAACGUGGAGGAAACCUCUCCUUCCUCCUCUGCUGACGGCGGCCGGCACUUCUCAGAACUCACCACAGGCUCGAUGUUUGGCGAGGUGGCCGUGCUCUGCAACAUUCCACAGCCCUUUGACGUCUCGGUUAUUGAGUUCUGCCAGGUGCUUCGGCUGGAGCGGGAGGAUCUGAACACGGCAAUCAACACAUUCAUGGUGGACGGCAGGAAGAUCGUCGACAACCUGCUGGAGCGCACAACGGAAACGGGCAGCAAGUACGCGUUACUGGCGUCGGAAAUCACAUCUCUGAUCGCGCAGCAAGAGGCAGAGCUGACGAUGACGACCAUCUAUGCGGCCUCGCGAGGGGACAUAGAGCAUCUGAAGCGGCUCAUUAAGGCCGGGGCGAAUGCUGGGAAAGCGGACUAUGACGGGCGCACACCUCUGCACCUGGCAGCAGCAGGGGGCUACGAUGAAGUGGUUCGCUUCCUGCUACUAGAGGGAGCGGAUGUGAACAGCCUCGACAACUUCGGCACCACGCCGCUGCUGGAGGCGCUGAGGGCGGGCAAUGACUCGACGGCUAAGAUCCUGACGGACAAGCACGGCACGGUCAACCUGCAGGAAGCAGGCACAGACCUGUGUAACGCGGUGAUGAGGGGCGACACAGGACUGCUGAGGAGGCUGCUGGUCAACGGAGUCAACCCCAAUGCGGCCGACUACGACCUCCGCACGCCCCUCCACAUCGCAUCCGCCGAGGGAUUCGUCCAGGUGGCGCGCAUGCUGGUGGAGCAUGGUGCUGACGUGGCAGCGCUGGAUAGGUGGGGCAACUCGUCACUGGAUGAAGCGCGCCGAUGUGGCAGCCUGCCAUUGAUCCACCUGUUGGAGGAGGCCAUGCGGGAACGAGGGCUUGAGAUUGGUGGAGGAUCCGCAACACGCGCCACCUCCACCCCCCCCUUCCCCAACUCCCACUCCCUCACACGCUCCCAACCCUCCCCGCUCCUCGGCCCUGCUGACGCGGACUGGGACCGCAUCACCGAGGAUGGCUCGGCAACUCCCCGGAUCGGCAUGUCAGGCUCGGGAACGCCGCUACUGAGCGGGUCCGGCACGCCCCAGAGGAGAGGACCGGGAACGUCGCCUGGGAGGGGGCAAUGGAGGCCCCCUGCGGGUGCUGGGGUGAGGAGGACGGGCGGGAGGGCUGGAGGGACGGGGUAUAGCAGCGGCGCUGGUGCUGCUGGUCCGGCUGGUGGUGCCGGCAUGGGAAGGCUGGUUCCUUUGGGGCCCAAGGCUCGGGCGUUUCUCCUGUCCACGUCAGCACACACCGCGUUGAUCGCUGCAUUGGCGCGCAGCGGGCCGUACGCUGACGCGGCGCGUGUACUGGCAGGCAUGCGCGCCGCGGGGCUGUCUCCCACCGUCCACGCGUGCACCGCCGCCAUGCAGGCCCAAUCACGCGCCGGCAGGUGGCGCGCGGCGCUGCUGCUAUUGGAGGAGAUGCGAGGCAUGGGGCUGAAACCGGAUACCAUGGCUUAUAAUGCCGUGCUCACUGCAUGCGGAAGGGCUGGUCGCGUGCAGGAGGUGCUGGGAGUGUACCAGGCCAUGCAGGACGGCGAAUGCCGCCCGCCCACCGGCACGCGUGCACUGCUCAUGAGCACGUUCGUCCGCGCCGACCGCUGCGACCUGGCGCUGCAGCUGUUCUUCGAUGCCAGGCUGGCAGGCCAGCCCGUGACCCCGGACAUGCACAGAGGAUUGAUUUGUGUCGCUUCAAAGGUGGAUCGCUGGCCCCUCGCUUUAGACCUCCUGGACGAUCUCCUUGCCACGUGGACAGACCCGGGGGCUGCGGUUGAAUCGGCAGCAGGGGUUGCAGCAUCCGCCACUUCACGUAUGGAGAGUGGCCCUCCUGCUCCGGAUGGUUCUUUUGAGGCUAGGCAGGACGAAGGGUCUGCUGCUGCUGCUACAGUAGCAACUGCUGCUGGUGAUGCUGCUGGGGGGAGCAGACGCAGGUCGUCCGAUGCUGGGAGUGGGGAGCGGUGGGAGGGGGUGAGCACGUGGGGCGAGGUUUUGGGAGCGCCCAACUCUGCUCUGCCCUUCAACGCCCUCAUCUCCUCCCUGGCUCGUGCAGGUAUGCUGCCGCAUCUCCCUCUCUCUCUCCCCCUCUCUCUCCCUCUCUCCCCCCUUCUUUCCCACUCUCUCGCCCUUACCACUCCCUCAUCUCCCAGCUCCUCCCCAUGUCCUCCUGAUACCCUCCCUUCCGCCCCUCCCCUCCGCCCCUCCCCUCCUCUCCUCUCCUCCCUUCCCUUAGGCCAAUGGCAGGUCGCUCUUUCAGUCUUCUCCCGCAUGAAGAAACUGGGAAUUCCUCCGGACCACUUCACGUGGUCGGGGCUAGCUUCGGCGCUGGGUCGGGCAGGCGAAUUCGACCGAGCCAUGGCAUUAUUCGAGCACAUGGGGGAGAGGGAGGGGCUGGAGCCGACACUGGUGGUGUGUAAUUGUGCACUGCUGGCGUGUCAGCACAAGGCCAAGUGGCAGAGAGCGCUGCAGCUGCUGUGGCGGAUGGAGAGGAUGGGAGUACAAGCGGACGUGCGGAGCUACAGCAUGGUCAUUCGAACAUGCGAGCUUGCAGGCCAAUCCGAAGCAGCCCUGACAGUGUAUCAGCGGAUGCUCAAGGCGGGGUGCAAGCCCAACACCUUCACUCUGGCCUCACUCAUCCGCAUUCUCGGCAAAACCAAGGACUGGCAAGGAGCAGUUAAGAUUUUUGAGGAUGCGAGAUCUUCCAGCAUCCCUCUUAAUGCGCACCUCUUUAACGCGUUACUAGACGCGCUGCUGCACAACAGGCAGGUGGCUGCAGCGCGCUUAUAUCGAUUGGGGUUGUGGAGGUUGUCGGCAGAGGAAGGAUAG
Molecule: messenger RNA, 4284 nt
Organism: Closterium sp. Naga37s-1
Lineage: Eukaryota; Viridiplantae; Streptophyta; Zygnematophyceae; Desmidiales; Closteriaceae
Source: the annotation of a GenBank genome assembly